Cyprinus carpio (common carp) is the source of this 1679-nucleotide messenger RNA. RefSeq lists its product as uncharacterized. NCBI's taxonomy places the organism in Eukaryota, Metazoa, Chordata, Actinopteri, Cypriniformes, Cyprinidae. The record is from RefSeq and is a predicted model, not a curated record.
GAACGUGCAAAUCAAUUUCUAAAAUGUGUGGAAACUGUGUUUUAGCUUUAAAUGUGGCUUUAGUAAAUUAAAAGCAUAAUGUCAUGAUUUCAAACAUGGUUUAAAGAGAAUGUGAACAAAUUAAUAAACUGAAAGAUUAUUUUGCUGCAAGCGAGCGUAACUGAUUUCAUGAUGUGAAACUGGUACACGUUCUCUGUCUCUAUGAACUUUUGUUUAGUCCAGUUUCUUCUGUAGUUCUUUUGGCUCCAUUCAUUACUCCCUGAUUGUGUCCAGGAACUCACACAGCGGCCCUUGAGGACCAUCAUUGAUAAGCAGUGAUUGGAGAUGCUUGUUUACUCCAUAGCAGUAAAGAUGAAUGAGAGAAACGUCCAGGAAAUCAGUGAGAUAUAGGGAAUGUCCAAAAAGUCUCUGUUGUAGGUGGACCUCAAGGGACCCACUACCUUGACCGAGGAAGAUUAAGAGUCUUCUGUAACGCUGGAUGAACUCAGAGACGAGGGAGGAGAGUAAGAUUAAAAUGCAACUUUAAUCAAAUAUACAAUAAUUUAAAUAAACAAGGAAGAGAAACCAAGGAAUCACAAGAGCAGAACUGAGGACACCCACAACAUCCACAAAAUACAAGACUUGACUAAAAACACAGGAAUCAUAUGUACACAGAGUAAAAACGAGACACACCUACACAAUCUGAGUAAUGAGAGGGGGCAAAAUAACUACAAAAAGACCACAGAAGAGACAGGAAGCAGGAAACUAGGUUAAACAAUGGUGCAAACAGACAGUGGACAUGUAACACAGACAGUAUAUCUUCACUGAGAACAUCUGAUGAGAAGACAACCUCAAGAAACCUGUAAAUGUUCAUCAGCAUGUGGGUUUUCAUUGUGAUUUUCAUCAAUUUUAAAGAUCUAGUGAACGCUGGAUGGGAUGAGGUGAAGACAGUGAUGGAAGGAGAUGUUCUCACUCUACACACAGGAGCUACUCAACUACAUAAAAACUCUGAGACUAUAUGGUUUUAUAAAAGUGACAGUCUUGCUACACGUAUAGCACAGAUGAAUGAGGAGAACGUUUUUACACAUUAUGAAAAUAAACUUGCUGACAGAUUGCAACUGGAUCAAGAGAGCGGAUCACUGACCAUCUGGAAUAUCAGUAGCAGUGAUUCUGGAGUUUAUGAAGUAUCUCUCACCAACGGGUUAGACAUCUCUGAGAGGAAGAUCAGAGUUGAUGUAUAUGCACCUGUCUCUGUACCUGCGAUCAUGCACCUGUCCACAGGUACUUUAAAGCAGCCACGAGCAACGGAGGAUUUCUGCUCUGUGUUCUGCUCUGUGAAGAAUGAUCGAGACGUGUCUAUCUCGUGGUAUAAAGGGAGUGAAAUAAUGAAUCAGAACAGCAAUCCUGAUCUCAGCAUUAACCUCAGUUUACCAUUAGAGCUUCAUUAUAAUGAUCCAGAGACCUACAGCUGCACGGCUGUGAAUCCAGUGAGCAAUAAGAGUGUCCGUCUUCACAAGAAAGAGAUCUGCCCACCACAGGAAGAUUGUCUGGAUAAUUGUGGCAUCACUGAGGCUCUGGUUCGUCUGGUUCUGUCUGGUCUGGUGGGAAUCGCCACUGUUUUAUUUCUGGUUGAGCAUCUGAGGUUCUGCUCAUCUCAGGAAACAGCUGCUUCUUCUGUGUGAUGGUGACUUGCACAAGAG